Abrus precatorius (Indian licorice) is the source of this 1586-nucleotide messenger RNA. Its product is annotated as autophagy-related protein 18a-like. NCBI's taxonomy places the organism in Eukaryota, Viridiplantae, Streptophyta, Magnoliopsida, Fabales, Fabaceae. Bases 163 to 1311 code for a protein of 382 amino acids. Gene Ontology annotation, cellular component: extrinsic component of membrane; cytosol; phagophore assembly site membrane. Gene Ontology annotation, biological process: protein localization to phagophore assembly site; autophagy of mitochondrion; protein lipidation. The record is from RefSeq and is a predicted model, not a curated record. Gene Ontology annotation, molecular function: protein binding; phosphatidylinositol-3,5-bisphosphate binding; phosphatidylinositol-3-phosphate binding. The transcript is spliced from 4 exons.
UGCAAAGGAAGAAAACCACGAAGCAGAGCCAACCCAACUCACCUGGACCCACCAUUCUUCUUCUUCUUCUUCUCCACCAAAUUGAAAACAAUCAAAAACCCCAAUUUCAUUUCAAUUUCAAUUUCAAUUUCAAUUUCAAUCUCAAUCUCAAUCUCACUCCAAAUGUCACGUCCCGCACAGAACCUAAUGCCCCUCGAUUCAGACGAAGUACCCCCAACUCAAAUACCAAACCCUCCCUCCAAUUCUUCCUCAACCCUCCUUCACCUUUCCUUCAACCAGGACUCUGCCUGCUUCGCCGCCGCCACCGACCAUGGCUUCCGCAUCUACAACUGCGACCCUUUCCGCGAAAUUUUCAGGCGAGACUUCGGUCCCGGCGGCGGAAUCUCCCUCGUCCACAUGCUUUUCCGCUGUAACAUCCUCGCCUUCGUCGGCGGCGGCGUCCCCGAACCUCGCUACCCUCCCAACAAGGUCAUGAUUUGGGACGACCACCAGUCCCGCUGCAUCGGCGAACUCUCCUUCCGCUCUGAAGUCAAAGGCGUUCGUCUCCGUCGCGACCGAAUUGUUGUCGUUCUCGCGCAUAAGAUCUUUGUCUAUAACUUCGCCGAUCUCAAGGUCCUCCACCAAAUCGAAACCAUCGCCAACCCUAAAGGCCUCUGCGAAGUCUCUCACGUUUCGGGAACCAUGGUUUUGGUGUGUCCUGGUUUGCAGAAGGGUCAGGUUAGAGUCGAGCAUUACGCUUCCAAGAGAACCAAGUUCAUCAUGGCUCACGAUUCGAGAAUCGCGUGCUUCGCUCUCACACAGGAUGGCCGUUUACUCGCUACUGCUAGCAGCAAAGGCACUCUCGUUAGGGUUUUCAACACCCUCGAUGGUUCAUUGCUUCAAGAGGUACGACGAGGUGCAGACAGAGCUGAAAUAUACAGCCUUGCAUUCUCUCCUACUGCGCAGUGGUUAGCAGUGUCGAGCGACAAGGGAACGGUUCAUGUUUUCAACCUGAAGGUUGAUUCAGGACUGUUGGGGCAUGACAGAUCGCAUAGUGCAUCUGAGUCUAAUACUGCCAGCCCCACCGCGGUUUCAUCCCUCUCAUUUAUUAAAGGUGUGUUGCCUAAGUAUUUUAGCUCAGAGUGGUCUGUGGCUCAGUUUCGCUUGCAAGAAGGAUUGCAGUAUAUCGUUGCCUUUGGCCAUCAGAAGAAUACAGUUGUAAUACUUGGCAUGGAUGGCAGCUUCUAUCGAUGCCAGUUUGAUUCUGCAAACGGUGGAGAGAUGACCCAACUUGAAUAUUACAAUUUCCUAAAGCCAGAAGAGACAUUCUAGGAUGCAUCAUGUAUAUAUCUGAUGGCACUUUUGCUGUGAAUACUACUUGAAUUUUCUGUUUGGCCCCUUAUUUAUAACGUUUAAGCUGUAAAUACGAGUAUUGCUAAAUCCACUAAUGUUAUCCAAUUCAUUCCGUUGGCUUGUAUAUAUUAACACGUUAUAAAUUAGAAUAAACUAUCAGCAGCAUUAGCUCCAGAUUCGUUACACUCAAACGGUAAUUAUUUCUGCCGAAUUUGUUCAGAAAUGUAUGUCUUUUUAUAAAUAGGGUCGUUUAC